ACGUCUUAAUGCAUAAAUGGGAUCGUGAUAAAUUUUGUGCCCAGGAGCGGAAGGCUCAGCAGCAGGAAUGUGAGGCUGGGCUUUGACUCGAGUCAAUCAGAAACGGACCUUAACUGUGCCUGCCGCUGGGUUUCUGCACACCCUCACAGCAGUCAUUACUCAAACACGCCAUCACCUCCACGCCUGCAGCAGUAAACAUAUGGAGUACUACUGCUUCCUCUUGCUCUGGAUCUGCAGCCAACAUUUAGGGUUCCAUGACUGCUUCAAUAUUGACACAAAAAAGCCCAGAAUCAUCAAAGGUCCAAAGCAAACCCAAUUUGGAUACACUAUUCAGCAACAUGUUGCUGCAGGAGGAGAAAAAUGGUUAUUAGUGGGUGCGCCGUAUGAAAUGACUGGUUCUUACCAAACAGGGGAUGUAUAUAAAUGCGCACUGAGCAAGAGAACCAAUGGCAACAGCUGCUCAAAGCUCAAUUUAGGAAAGAUAUCGCUGACCAACGUGUCAGAACGAAAGGACAAGAUGAGGCUGGGAAUGACGCUCGUGUCUAACCCUAAAGACAGCAGCUUCGUGGCUUGCGGGCCGUUAUGGUCGUAUGAGUGUGGCAGCUCCUACUACAGCACUGGACUGUGCUCCAAAGUCAAUUCAAGCUUCAAGUUUUCCAGGACGAUUAUCCCUGCCUUUCAGAGAUGUGAAACCUUUAUGGACAUAGUGAUUGUUCUUGAUGGCUCCAACUCCAUCUAUCCCUGGUAUGAAGUGCAGGAUUUUCUCAUUAACAUUCUCCAGAAGUUCCACGUCGGACCAGGUCAAAUUCAGGUUGGAGUUGUCCAGUAUGGCGAGAAGGUGGUUCACGAAUUUAAACUCAGUGACUACAAAUCAGUGGAGGAGGUGGUAAAAAGGGCACGCAGCAUCGAUCAGCGCGGUGGAGAGGAGACCAACACGGCUCUCGGCAUCAGCACAGCGCGCUCACAAGCCUUCAAGCAAGGAGGUCGACGUGGCGCUAAGAAGGUAAUGAUUGUCAUCACUGACGGAGAGUCACACGACAGCCCAGAUCUCCAGCAGGCCAUCGAAGACAGCGAGAAGGAUGGCAUCACUCGCUAUGCCAUUGCUGUGCUUGGCUACUACAACCGCAGAGGAAUAAAUCCGGAGACCUUCCUUAAUGAAAUCAAGUACAUCGCCAGCGACCCCGAUGACAAGCACUUCUUUAAUGUGACAGACGAGGCGGCUCUGAAAGAUAUCGUUGACGCUCUCGGGGAGCGGAUCUUCAGCCUCGAAGGAACCAGUAAGAACGGGACGGCGUUUGGCCUCCAGAUGUCUCAGGCAGGUUUUUCCGCACACAACGUGGAGGAUGGGAUUUUGGUGGGUGCAGUUGGAGCUUACGACUGGAACGGAGCGGUGCUGAAGGAAACGCGACAGGGGAAGGUGAUCCCUCCAAAGUCAUCCUACACACAGGAGUUUCCUGAAGAGCUCAAAAACCAUGGUGCAUAUUUAGGGUAUACCGUAACAUCUGUGGUGUCAUCCAGAAAUGGCCGUCUGCUCGUGGCUGGAGCUCCACGAUUUAACCACACGGGCAAAGUCAUUAUCUUCACCCUGAAGAACACGGGGAACCUCACCAUCCUGCACUCACUCAAGGGCCACCAGAUCGGCUCCUACUACGGCAGUGAGAUUGCGCCCGUGGACAUCGAUGGAGACGGCAUCACCGACAACCUGUUGGUGGCAGCCCCCAUGUUCUUCAGUGCAGGCAUGGAAAAAGGGAAGGUCUACAUCUACAGAGUCACCGAGACGAAUCGUUUUGUCCCAGAAGGAGCGUUGGAGAUCCACAACGGCGGCCAGAACGCUCGCUUCGGCUCGUCUCUCGCUCCGGUCCCUGAUCUCAAUGGCGACGGCUUCAACGACCUGGUGGUGGGAGCUCCGCUGGAAGACGACCACAAAGGCGCCAUUUACGUUUUCUUUAGCCACCACAACAGAAUACUACGAAAAUACAAACAGAGAAUAGCAGCGGUAGAUCUGGCUCCGGGCCUGCAGUACUUCGGCCGCAGUAUCCAUGGCAACAUGGACAUGAACGACGAUGGUUUAGUGGACCUGGCAGUGGGUUCCCUCGGUGCUGCCGUUCUCCUCUGGUCAAGGAGCGUUGUGCGGAUAUACGCCAAUGUCAGGUUUGAGCCCAGCAAGGUGAAUAUCUUUGUCAAAGACUGUCAGCGAGGUGGCAAAGACGUGACUUGCAUGUCAGCGAUCGUGUGCUUCAACAUCACUGCCAGGACGGCCAUUCCUCCCACGCAGGAAAUAGGGAUCAGGUAUAACGUCUCCAUUUUGGAGAGACGUUUCAACCCUCGGGCCGUGAUGGAUCAGCCGAGCAAGAUGCAGCCUCAAAACCUGACGCUGCUUACUGGAGGUGAAGCCUGCGAACACAUCUACUUCCACGUCAUGGAGACCACGGAUUAUGCAAGACCCAUAGUGUUCGCUGUGCAAGUAGGACUGGAAGAAACAGACGAGGGACCAGUUCUGGAUGACAGCUGGCCUGCCGUUGUAAAGACUGAGCUGCCCUUCUGGAAUGGCUGUGAUGAGGACGACCGCUGCAUGCCGGACCUGUCGCUGCAGAGCGCAAACGACCUGAUGACUCGAAAACAGUUCUGUGCUCGUCCUGUGCAGUCUCGAGGCGUUUUCUGCCGCCAUCAGGGCGGAGCAGGGUCGGAAGGGUCACUGCGGGUCGUUGAGGGAAGCAAAAAGAGGAUGGUGGUGGACGUCAAACUGGAGAACAGAGGCGAGAACGCCUACAACGCCCUGGUCAACAUCACAUACACGCCCAACCUGCGCUUCUCGAGCCUCAUAGUGAAGGACACCUCAGAAAUCAAAAUCGACUGCAGCACAGAGGAGAAGAAGAGAAAUGAGAAGAUCUGCAACGUCAGCGCACCUUUCAUGCGAGCCAAAUCACAGGUGUCGUUUCGCCUGGAGUUCGAGUUCAGUCGUGCCGUCUUCCUGGACCACCUCAGAGUUCUGCUGGAGGCCACCAGCGACGGCGAGGAAGUGAACAGGGCUGACAAUGUUAAUGACAUUUAUUACUCACUGAGUUAUGAGGGAGACCUUCUCUUCACCAGGGACUCGAACCCGACGCGCUACGAGAUCAAACCAGAGCUCUCGCUGGAGGAGCCCGGAGUUAUCGGCCCUCCUUUCAACUUCACAUUCCAGAUUCAGAACCUUGGGUAUUUCCCGGUGAGAGAUCUGCAGCUAAACAUCGAGAUUCCAGAAAUGACGAAGAAUGGGAACCAGCUCCUGCAGAUAUUUGACUUCUACAUCGACGAGAGAGACGGCACGCGCUGCUUACCGCCUCAGCACAUCGCGCUGAGCAGAGCUUCUCCGGAGGAUCUGUCCCGCUUCUCACGCUUGAACCAGUCCAACACACUCACCCUGCCAAUCCAGUGCACGGUCAAUAUAGCCUCCCACAGAGACAUCGGAGUUCGAAUCACCGGAGCGCUGAGGAUAGACACGUUACACGCACUGAAGUUUAAAGUCCUGGAACUGAUAACGAGUGCCUCGAUGGAGCUCCCCUCCGCCAGCCCCAUGUUCCUACAUGAAGAAAAGCCUGUCAGACAUAUAAUCCUGGAGAUCAGGAAGGAGGGAGAUUACAGAAUCCCUACCUGGAUUAUUGUUGGCAGCACACUGGGAGGGCUCUUAUUGUUAGCUCUUCUCAGCCUGGCUCUGUGGAAGCUCGGCUUCUUCCGGAGACAGAAACGGAAAGACAAGGAGGAGCAGGAGGCCAACGGCAAAGUAGCCGAGGAGCGGUAACGCAGGCUGAGUGAGUCCUGCAGACGCCUUUCCCACAGGGGACGAGACACUCAGGGCCCCACACCCCUCUCCCACCUCGCCUCUCUCCGGCCCCGCAGUGGCUGUUCACACAGACAGGGCGGCAUUAUCCGCUGAUGCAAGGCUUUAUUCAGUGCACUGGACCUGUCCGGCGUCACCAGCCUCUCUGACCCUCGAGUCAGCACUGUCGCACUCACUCAGCAAUCUUGCACUGGUACAUCGGUCCCACUUUUUUUUUUUUUUUUUUUUUUUUUUUAACUCCGUAUUCCACUGCCUGUGGUGUCGUCCCUCCACAGAUCUUGGAGCUGUGGUAGUAUUUUUCUUCCUGGCUUCCUU
Messenger RNA from Poecilia latipinna (sailfin molly), 4132 nucleotides. It is a transcript of the gene itga11a, whose product is annotated as integrin, alpha 11a. The record is from RefSeq and is a predicted model, not a curated record. Gene Ontology annotation, molecular function: integrin binding. NCBI's taxonomy places the organism in Eukaryota, Metazoa, Chordata, Actinopteri, Cyprinodontiformes, Poeciliidae. The coding region runs from base 200 to 3778 and encodes 1192 amino acids. Gene Ontology annotation, cellular component: integrin complex; external side of plasma membrane. Gene Ontology annotation, biological process: cell-matrix adhesion; integrin-mediated signaling pathway; cell-cell adhesion. The transcript is spliced from 31 exons.